Messenger RNA from Phanerochaete carnosa HHB-10118-sp, 945 nucleotides. RefSeq lists its product as uncharacterized. The record is from RefSeq and is a predicted model, not a curated record. Bases 34 to 861 code for a protein of 275 amino acids. Lineage: Eukaryota; Fungi; Basidiomycota; Agaricomycetes; Polyporales; Phanerochaetaceae. The transcript is spliced from 6 exons. Gene Ontology annotation, molecular function: NADH dehydrogenase (ubiquinone) activity.
CUCGCCGCUCUACCAUCCACUGUUCGCAACGCUAUGUCUCUCCGUCUGGCCCUCAGAACAGGCAGACUCGUCAGGCAGCUGCCCGUACGCCAGGCAGCGAUCGGUACUGCCUGCGUCGCUCGCCGCUUCCACGCCUCACCGUCCACCCAGGCACCGUCCGAGUCGCCAUUUACCGAGCCGACGUCGCCCAACCCGACGAUCGUGCGGCAUGCCGAGACGACCAAGGCUCUGCACGAAUUCGGGGCGUACCUCCUCCAGUGCCUGCCCAAGUUCAUCCAGCAGUUCUCUGUUCUUAAGGACGAGCUCACGCUCUACACCCCGCCGUCAGGCAUCGUCCCCGUGCUCACCUUCCUCCGCGACCACUCACAAGGCCAGUUCAAGAGUGUCAUGGACAUCACCGCUGUCGACUUUCCAGAGCGCGACAAGCGGUUCGAGGUCGUCUACAACUUGCUCAGUGUCAGGCAUGGAGGACGUAUCCGUGUUAAGACUUAUGCCAGCGAGGUUGAUGCAGUUCCGACUGCUGCGUCUCUCUAUCGUGGUGCCGAUUGGUAUGAACGUGAAGUCUGGGAUUUGUUUGGUGUCUACUUUGAAGGCCAUCCCGACCUUCGUCGCAUUUUGACGGAUUAUGGCUUCGAGGGUCAUCCCUUACGCAAGGACUUCCCGCUGACUGGCUACACUGAGGUUCGAUAUGACGAGGAGCGCAAGCGUGUCGUUUAUGAGCCUCUCCAGCUUACCCAGGCAUUCAGGAACUUCGAUGCCCUCUCUCCGUGGGAGCAGGUCGGCGAUGGUACCACUCCCAAAAGGCCUGACGAGUUCAAACACGUCCCGCUACCGCCUCCCCCACCUGCUGAGAAGAAGUAGAUGUGUAGCAAUGCACCAUAAUAUUAUCUCUUUCCAGAUCCGAGCUGUGCUCGAACAAAUAAUGGUACAUUCACCCAAUGUUCC